CAGAGAGGGACAGAGGGACAGAGGGACAGAGGGACAGGGGGACAGAGGGACAGGGGGACAGAGGGACAGGGGGACAGGGGGAAGAAGCCCCCAGAAAUGCUGCUCCCGAGACGCGGGCUCCGGACCCUGCCCUCCCUCUGCCUCUACAUCCUGGUCCUGGUCUGGGUCGUGGCAUGCGAGCCUGAAGGGACCCCCACGCCCCUGCCCGCGCCCGAGGAAAGCCGCUGGAGCCUGGUGCCCAGCUCGGUGAAGGAGCUGGUGGGUCCGCUGCUGACUAGGACCAGAGAGAGGUGGCAGUGGUUCUGGGGCCCUGGGGCCUUACAGGGCUUUGUGCAGACCUACUAUGAUGACCACCUGAGAGACCUGGGUCCCCGCGCGCAGGCCUGGCUCACCAGCUCCAGGGACCGCCUCCUGAACACGGCCCAGGGCCUGUGCCCCAGGCUCCUGUGCGGGGACAAGGACCAGGACUGAGGCGCUGAGCCCCCCGCCCCCCCCCCCCCCAGCUCUCAAUAAAGACCUGCUCACCUGCUCACC
Messenger RNA from Oryctolagus cuniculus (rabbit), 534 nucleotides. It is a transcript of the gene APOC4, whose product is annotated as apolipoprotein C4. NCBI's taxonomy places the organism in Eukaryota, Metazoa, Chordata, Mammalia, Lagomorpha, Leporidae. Gene Ontology annotation, cellular component: high-density lipoprotein particle; very-low-density lipoprotein particle. Gene Ontology annotation, biological process: triglyceride homeostasis; positive regulation of triglyceride storage. The record is from RefSeq and is marked provisional.